AGAAACUUCCUGAUGUAGUUCAUAGGAAGGUCACAAUGAAGGUGCCUCAAUUAACAAAGGCUAUGAAGUUUAUAUUAUAUGCACCAGGAUGAUAAUCCUUUGUUUUUGUACGAAUGAUGCCAAAAUGACAGAUAAAAAUCUAAGGCCACCAGAUUCAUCUGACAGUGGUUUCACCAACCAAUGGCCUUUGGAAGUCUCUGAGUACUUCUAUUUUGAUGAUGAUGAUGAUCCAACAGAUUCAUUUGUUUUCGGGCAUGUCCUCAGCCAGGAUAAUCAAGCCAAUGAAGUUGGUGACUUUAAAGGAACUAGGGCCAGCCACUUCGAGGGGUUUUCUAGCAGAGAGGUUGGUAAUGAACAUGAGAAAAAGGAAGUCAAUGAUAGAGUUGCAUUCAAAACAAAGUCAGAGGUAGAAAUACUGGACGACGGGUUCAAGUGGAGGAAGUACGGAAAGAAGAUGGUGAAAAACAGCCCCAAUCCGAGGAACUAUUAUAAGUGUUCAGUGGACGGAUGCCCAGUAAAAAAAAGAGUUGAAAGAGAUAAGGAUGAUCCAAGUUAUGUAUUAACAACCUACGAAGGCAUUCACACUCACCUGAGUUAUUGCUGAUUCGAAAAUUCAGAAGUUUUGUAGUUUCGUGGGCCAUAGCCACCACUAGUUCUUUUCAUCACUGCAUGUUCUCUUGCCUAGUGUUAUGAUGAGGUAUGGUAUGUCGACAACAUCAAUCAGAGUUGGUAAAUUUUCAUGGACAUCUGAAUUUUGAGGGCUAUGAAGAUUAUAAAGAGGAAACUAGCUUCUCCUCUCUCCAAUAUGGACUGUGGAAGGAACCAUGUUUCUUAACAAUAAAACAUAAAACUAGCAUAGACUCUAUUGACACACUAGAAAUGAUUUGAUGAAGGGGAAUAAAGGUUGACACAAUUGUGAAGAUGACAUAACGAAAAAGGACAAUCAUAUUUUCUCCUGUUGUACACUAUUACCUAUUUUCUCAUUAUGAAUCUAUGGUUUGUGAUAUGUCACUUUUAACACCAAGGUUUAAUUUAUGUUGUAUAAGCCUUUUAUUCUCGUUUUUAUUUAGUGGGUAUAUUUUGAAUUAGCUUGUGGUACUUUCACUGUGAAUUCCAAGACUCCCUGAAAAACAAGAGCCACUGAUUCCCCAAAUAUCCUAAAGUCUCUGUUGUUACAAAAUUUCUGCAUCUCUCGCAACCUUCUACAAGGGAGGUGACAACGCUUAACUGUAGUUUUUUUUUCACAAAUUAUUUGGAGAUUUCAUAAGCAAGAUUAUAUAGCAUUAAUGGCA
This is a messenger RNA of Cajanus cajan (pigeon pea), 1292 nucleotides long. RefSeq names its product WRKY transcription factor 68. NCBI's taxonomy places the organism in Eukaryota, Viridiplantae, Streptophyta, Magnoliopsida, Fabales, Fabaceae. Gene Ontology annotation, biological process: regulation of DNA-templated transcription. Gene Ontology annotation, molecular function: sequence-specific DNA binding; DNA-binding transcription factor activity. The record is from RefSeq and is a predicted model, not a curated record.